AUGGGCCAAUUUGCGACCCAAUUGAACGCGAGGCCAGCCGGUACACUACCGUCCAAUACGGAAGACCCUCGAAAGGGCACCAACGAGCAAUGCAAAGCCGUCAGUUUGAGGAAUGGAAGACAAUUAGAAGAAGUGGCGAAGAAGGCAACAAGCAAGGAUGGGGAGGAGCAACAAGAAAAAGAAGCGGAGACUCUGACAGAUUCACCAGGUGAGAAAAGGGUCGUUGCGCCUAAGCCGACCCCUCAGGUACCUUAUCCUCAACGCCAGAUAAAGGCGAAAAAUGAGUCGUAUUACAAAAGUUUUCUUGAGCAAUUGAAUGAAUUACAUAUUAAUAUUCCUUUUACUCGAGCACUUGAACUAAUGCCUCAUUGGGUGAAAUUUUUGAAAGACAUGGUAUCAAAGAAACGAAAAUUCGGUGAACAUGAGAUGAUAGCUUUAACCGAACAAUGCAGUGCCAUUCUUACGCGCCCAAUUCCACCAAAGCUUGGAGACCCGGGUAAGUUUACGAUUCCAGUCGCUAUCGGAGGUAAGUUCUUUGCAAAAUCUCUCAUAGAUUUAGGUGCGAGCAUUAAUCUCAUGCCUUUCUCGGUUUUUCAAAGUUUGGGAUUAGGAGAUAUAAAAUUGGUAUCUGUGACUUUACAGUUAGCCGAUAGAUCACUCAUAUACCCAAAAGGGAUAGUAGAGGAUGUGUUAGUUAAAGUAGAUAAAUUCAUCUUUCCUGCAGAUUUUGUAGUUCUUGAUAUGGAAGAAGAUAAAGAAAUUCCCUUGAUUUUGGGAAGACCUUUUUUGAGAACGGGUAGAACUAUAAUUGAUGUGUAUAACGGAAUUUUAUCUAUGUCUUUAGGGGAUGAAACGAUUAAAUUUGAUGUUUUCCGUACAAUGAAACACCCUCAAGAGGUUGAUGAAUGCUUUGCUUUUGAUGUGUUAGACCAAUUGAAUUUUGAUUUUGUUGAACCUUUAAUUGCGGAUCCGUUGGAAGCAUCUUUGUGUGUAGGAACAUCAGUUGAAGAAGAAGAAGUGACGGAACAAUUAUGUUGGUUGGAUUCGGCAAAGCCGCUGUCAAGACCACGCUUUGAGAGUUUGGAGACGGAGAUCCCGUUAUCUGUCACUUUUAAGCCUUCAGUGAUCGAACCUCCGAAACUUGAGCUUAAAGUUUUACCAUCUCAUUUAAAAUAUAUGUAUCUUGGAGCUCAUGAGACCUUACCUGUUAUUAUUUCUUCAUCUUUGACAGGUCUACAGGAAAAGAGACUUUUGGAGGUAUUGCGAGAGCACAAGCUAGCACUUGGAUGGACAAUCGUCGACAUGAAGGGCAUAAGUCCAACUUUUUGCAUGCACAAGAUCAUAUUGGAGGAGAGCCAUAAAUCUUCGGUGGAACAACAGAGGCGAUUGAACCCCAUCAUGAAGGAUGUUGUGAAGAAAGAAAUCAUCAAGUGGCUAGACGCAGGUAUUAUUUUUCCUAUUUCCGAUAGUGCGUGGGUUUGUCCGGUACAAUGUGUACCCAAGAAAGGGGGAAUGACUGUUAUAAAAAACGAAAAAAAUGAAUUAAUCCCUUCUAGGACAGUAACGGGUUGGCGAAUUUGCAUGGAUUAUAGAAAAUUGAAUAAAGCCACUCGAAAAGAUCACUUCCCGUUGCCCUUUAUUGAUCAAAUGCUUGAUAGGCUAGCUUGUCAAGAAUUUUAUUGUUUUUUAGAUGGGUAUUCCGGUUAUAACCAAAUUGCCAUAGCUCCCGAGGACCAAGACAAAACCACUUUUACUUGUCCUUUUGGUACCUUUGCUUUUAGACGUAUGCCUUUUGGUUUGUGCAAUGCUCCUGCUACUUUUCAACGGUGUAUGAUGGCAAUUUUUACGGACAUGGUUGAAUGUGGUCUUGAAAUUUUUAUGGAUGAUUUUUCUGUCUUCGGUGAUACAUAUGACACUUGUCUCCAAAUACUGGCUAAGGUUCUUCGCAGGUGUGAAGAGAAAAACUUGGUGCUGAUCAACUGGGAAAAGUGCCACUUCAUGGUGCAAGAGGGGAUUGUGCUAGGACACAAGGUGUCGAAGAAGGGGUUAGAAGUCGAUCGAGCAAAAAUCGAGACAAUCGAGAAACUACCGCCACCAAUUUCCGUAAAGGGAAUUCGAAGUUUCUUGGGACAUGCGGGAUUCUAUAGACGGUUCAUCAAAGAUUUCUCCAAGGUGGCCAAACCAUUGUGCAAUUUGUUGGAGAAGGACGUCAAAUUCGAUUUCAAUGACGAAUGCCUCAAAGCCUUCGACGACUUGAAAACAAGGUUAGUACAUGCCCCUAUUAUUGUUGUGCCCGAUUGGAAUGAACCUUUUGAGCUUAUGUGUGAUGCCAGCGAUUUUGCAGUAGGUGCCGUGUUGGGUCAAAGAAAGAAUAAAAUUUUUCAUUCAAUUUACUAUGCUAGUAAAACUCUCAACGAUGCACAAUUGAAUUAUACCACCACUGAAAAAGAGUUGCUAGCAGUUGUUUUUGCAUUCGAAAAAUUUAGAUCAUAUCUUAUUGGCACCAAAGUCAUUGUCUUCACGGACCACUCGGCUUUAAAAUAUUUGAUAGAAAAGAAAGAGGCAAAACCUAGACUUAUUAGGUGGGUAUUAUUGUUGCAAGAGUUCGACUUGGAAAUUCGUGACCGUAAGGGUAGCGAAAACCAAGUAGCCGAUCACUUAUCUAGGCUAGAAACGGAAGUCAAAGAUCCAAUUUGCAUUAAUGAAAAUUUUCCGGAUGAACAAUUGCUUGUUAUUAAUAAUCAAGAAGUACCAUGGUAUGCGGAUUUUGUGAAUUAUUUAGUUAGCCAUGUACUACCACCCGAGCUCACUUUUCAUCAACGAAAAAAGUUUUUACACGAUGUGAAUUUCUACUUUUGGGAAGAACCCUUUCUGUUUAGACAAUGCAGCGAUUUAGUCAUUCGAAGAUGUGUACCGGAAAGCGAGCAAGGAGAUAUACUCUUCCACUGCCAUGGCUCGGAUUAUGCGGGACAUUAUGGAGGAGAGCGCACGGCGAGAAAGGUGCUUCAAUGAGGUUUCUUUUGGCCAACUUUGUUUAAAGAUUGCUAUAAUUUUGUUUCAAGUUGUGAUAGAUGCCAGCGAGUUGGUAAUAUUUCAAGGAGGCACGAACUCCCAUUA
Erythranthe guttata (spotted monkey flower) is the source of this 3117-nucleotide messenger RNA. NCBI's taxonomy places the organism in Eukaryota, Viridiplantae, Streptophyta, Magnoliopsida, Lamiales, Phrymaceae. The record is from RefSeq and is a predicted model, not a curated record.